AGCAGGAACUUGAUCAUGUGACCUUCAACAUGGCGACGCCCUCGGUUCCCUCCAGGAAGGGGAGGGGCCUGGACUGGGGCAUGCUCAGAUUCAGGUUAAAGUGGGGAUUGUGCUCGCGGUUACUGACAGCUUACCAUGGAGGCGAAUGGGUUGGGACCCCAGGGUUUUCCAGAGCUGAAGAAUGACACAUUUCUGCGAGCAGCAUGGGGAGAGGAAACAGACUACACUCCUGUUUGGUGCAUGCGUCAGGCUGGCCGCUACUUACCAGAAUUUAGGGAAACCCGGGCUGCGCAGGACUUUUUCAGCACCUGUCGCUCUCCUGAGGCCUGCUGUGAACUGACUUUGCAGCCACUGCGUCGCUUCCCUCUGGAUGCUGCCAUCAUCUUCUCCGACAUCCUUGUUGUACCCCAGGCAUUGGGCAUGGAGGUGACCAUGGUACCUGGCAAAGGACCCAGCUUCCCAGAGCCAUUAAGAGAAGAACAGGAUCUAGAGCGCCUACGGGAUCCAGCAAUGGUGGCCUCUGAGUUGGAUUAUGUGUUCAAAGCCAUCACCCUUACCCGGCAACAACUGAAUGGGCGUGUGCCACUGAUUGGCUUUGCUGGUGCCCCGUGGACCCUGAUGACAUACAUGGUUGAGGGUAGUGGUUCAAACACCAUGGCUCAGGCCAAACGCUGGCUCUAUCAAAGACCUCAGGCCAGUCACCAGCUGCUUCACAUCCUCACUGAUGCUCUGGUCCCAUAUCUAGUAGGACAAGUGGCUGCUGGUGCCCAGGCAUUGCAGCUCUUUGAGUCCCAUGCAGGGCAUCUUGGUCCACAGCUCUUCACCCAGUUCGCACUGCCCUACAUCCGUGAUGUGGCCAAGCGAGUGAAGGAGGGGCUACAGGAGGCAGGCCUAGCACCAGUGCCCAUGAUCAUCUUUGCUAAGGAUGGGCAUUUUGCCUUGGAAGAGCUGGCUCAGGCUGGCUAUGAGGUGGUUGGGCUUGACUGGACAGUGGUCCCAAAGAAAGCACGGGAGCGUGUGGGGAAGAUGGUGACCUUGCAGGGCAACCUGGACCCCUGUGCCCUGUAUGCAUCUAAGGGAGGACAGAGGCUUGCUGGCCUCCCUGUAGCCCAUGCCCGGUUGGUCCCCCAGGAGGAGAUUGGGCGGCUGGUGCGACAGAUGCUGGAUGACUUUGGGACAAAAGGUUACAUCGCCAACCUGGGCCAUGGACUUUAUCCUGACAUGGACCCAGAACAUGUGGGGGCCUUUGUGGAUGCUGUGCAUAAACACUCACGUUUGCUUCAAAAGAACUGAGUGUACAUCUUUAUCUUCAAACACCACUAACAAAGAUGAUUAUUUCCAGGAGAAUAAAAUUUGCAGAAUUG
This is a messenger RNA of Nycticebus coucang (slow loris), 1364 nucleotides long. RefSeq names its product uroporphyrinogen decarboxylase (gene UROD). The coding region runs from base 136 to 1293 and encodes 385 amino acids. Gene Ontology annotation, molecular function: uroporphyrinogen decarboxylase activity. The record is from RefSeq and is a predicted model, not a curated record. Gene Ontology annotation, cellular component: cytosol. NCBI's taxonomy places the organism in Eukaryota, Metazoa, Chordata, Mammalia, Primates, Lorisidae. The transcript is spliced from 10 exons. Gene Ontology annotation, biological process: heme biosynthetic process.